ACAACAACAGAGCAGAUUGUUGGAGGGAGAAAAACGAAGGCUGCUCAGCUUUCUCAGAGAUAACUGAAUACGACAGGACAGAGUGAUAAAAUGGAUUGUUCUGGAAAAGAAAAAGAAGCCAUGGCCCUGGUCGCUGAAGCUGACAAGAAAACGAGAGUAUCAGGAUCGCUCUUUGGGACGUUUUUCGGGAGCUCUUCCAAGGCAGAGGAAGCCUGUGACAUGUACACGAGAGCUGCGAAUAUGUUCAAGAUGGCUAAGAACUGGAACGCUGCAGGAGAUGCGUUCUGCAGAGCUGCAAAAGUGCACUUGAAAACACAAAGCAAGCACAACGCUGCCGUCAGCUUUAUAGACGCCGGCAACGCGUACAAAAAAGCAGAUCCACAAGAGGCCAUCAAGUGUCUGAGUCGGGCCAUCGAUAUCUACACGGAUAUGGGACGUUUCACCAUCGCAGCAAAACACCACAUCAGUGUAGCUGAAAUCUACGAGUCUGAUUUAUUGGACAUUGAUAAGGCAGUUGUGCAUUACGAGCAAGCCGGUGAUUACUACAAAGGAGAGGAGUCUACAAGUUCUGCCAACAAGUGCCUUCUUAAAGUGGCUACGUACGCCGCCCAGCUUGAACAGUACCAGAAAGCGAUACAGAUAUAUGAACAGAUUGGGACCUACUGCAUGGACAACACCCUGCUGAAGUAUGGCGCUAAGGAUCACUUCUUCAGGGCAGCACUGUGUCACUUCUGUGUCGAUAUGCUGAACGCCAAGCUGGCUGUGCAGCGAUACGAGGAAAUGUUUCCUGCCUUCUCAGACGCCAGGGAGUGCAAACUCUUGAAGAAACUUCUCGAUGCACACGAGGCACAAGAUAUCGACGCGUAUACAAGCGCAGUGAAGGAGUUCGAUUCGAUCACAAGGCUGGAUCAGUGGUGCACCUCCAUAUUACUGAGAAUCAAGAAGACCAUUCAGGAGGAUGAGAACGAUCUCCGCUAACAGUGCGAAAAUAAAGCUCUGGCUCGUGAUGUCUUAUGCACAUCGA
Ictalurus punctatus (channel catfish) is the source of this 1024-nucleotide messenger RNA. It is a transcript of the gene napaa, whose product is annotated as N-ethylmaleimide-sensitive factor attachment protein, alpha a. The record is from RefSeq and is marked provisional. Gene Ontology annotation, molecular function: syntaxin binding; soluble NSF attachment protein activity. NCBI's taxonomy places the organism in Eukaryota, Metazoa, Chordata, Actinopteri, Siluriformes, Ictaluridae. Gene Ontology annotation, cellular component: terminal bouton; vacuolar membrane; synaptobrevin 2-SNAP-25-syntaxin-1a complex. Gene Ontology annotation, biological process: SNARE complex disassembly; intracellular protein transport; regulation of synaptic vesicle priming.